UGUUUUGCUCUUGUGUUUGUUGAUUUGAUCUUGAAGAUAUAUCCUUACAAGCAGGCAAGGAGUACUUGGAUCACCACACCAGCUGUUGAAGAUGUUGAUUCUCAGUGCUGUGCUUCUAACCAUCACACAUUUCCAGUUGAGCUAUGCUGCUGAUGCGUCGGCUGUGUCAAACACGGACACCAGCGAGUUUGGAGCAUAUGUCAAUCCAAGCCCAAAGAACAUCUGUGACGGCGAGGAGUUUGAGAUGUUGACCUUCUGUGCCAGUGAGGUGCUUUCCAGAUUGGAUGAGUGCAAACCUGAUGAUUUAGCGUGCGAGUGCUGUGCCUUACAGAGCAUGAAGCGUGAUUGUCAUGGCCUAUGUCCAAAUACUCCCAGUGGUAACUUCUUAGCUGUGUUGUACGACGACUGUGAAACGAUGAACGAUGUCAAUGCAUGUAAUCUUCCUUUUAAGAAGCACGAUGCCCAGGUGGCAAAGUUCUUGAGACCAAAUGCCCGUAUCCCAGUUGAGGAGAAGGAGCCUGACUUCAUCUUGCAGUCAGUGUUGGUGAACACGUCUAAUGAGACGGCCCUGGUGAUUGAAGACACUGUUGAUGAGCCAAUAGAUCUGGUUGUACAGUUGAAUGAGACUGUGGAGAACAUCACCGUGUAUUCAAACUCCACCCAGAGUGCUGGAGAGGAUGAGAGUGCGGCUUCAAAGAUCACCGUGCUUUACUCUGAGAACGCCAUACUCCUCGCAUUCUUCUGUCUAGGAGUCUCCAUUUGCUACAUGUCCUUCUAGUUCUAUCUACAAUCGACGAGACUUGGCUCCAUUCCCUUUAACCAUUUGCAUCCAUAU
Molecule: messenger RNA, 835 nt
Organism: Williopsis jadinii
Lineage: Eukaryota; Fungi; Ascomycota; Saccharomycetes; Phaffomycetales; Wickerhamomycetaceae
Exons: 1
Coding region: 92-778 (228 amino acids)
Source: RefSeq, a predicted model, not a curated record